Clarias gariepinus (North African catfish) is the source of this 815-nucleotide messenger RNA. RefSeq names its product molybdopterin synthase catalytic subunit. Gene Ontology annotation, cellular component: cytosol. Gene Ontology annotation, biological process: Mo-molybdopterin cofactor biosynthetic process. Bases 7 to 486 code for a protein of 159 amino acids. Gene Ontology annotation, molecular function: molybdopterin synthase activity. Lineage: Eukaryota; Metazoa; Chordata; Actinopteri; Siluriformes; Clariidae. The record is from RefSeq and is a predicted model, not a curated record. The transcript has 4 exons.
GCAGUGAUGGAGGACGGAGAGGGUCUGGACCUGAUUAAACUCACCACAGACAAGCUCUCGGUCGACGCCGCGUCAGAAUCAGUCACAUGUUCCUCCUGUGGGGCCGUUUCAUUAUUCAUCGGAACCACCAGAGAUCAUUUUGAAGGAAAGAAGGUCAUCCAGCUGGAGUAUGAGGCGUACGCGCCGAUGGCGGAGUCGGAGAUGAAGAAAAUCUGCGUGGAGAUGAGGAGAAGAUGGCCGACUGUCCGGCACGUCUGCAUCCAUCACCGGCUCGGUGUGGUUCCCGUGACUGAGGCCAGUGUGAUUAUCGGAGUUUCCUCACCUCACCGCAGUGACUCUCUGAAAGCCGUAAAGUACGGAAUAAACGCUCUCAAAUCCUCCGUCCCCAUCUGGAAGAAGGAGAUCUAUGAAUCAGAGGAGCCACGCUGGAAAGAGAACAGUGAGUGUCUGUGGGCAGGAAGUCGGGCCGAGAGAAAAACGCCUUGACCUUUGGACUGUGAUGAUCUCUGGAGCUUUAAUGUCGAGGCGGGAACAAGAGCCGACAGUCUGUGAGUGAGAUGUGGCUUUGUUCUUAUUUUAACAUGACUCAAGCAAUAUUAAAACAUAUAAAAUAAGAACAAUUCAGAGAUACGUAAAAUGUAAAUAAAUAUACUGCUAGGGUGAGAACUAUACAUACGCAUUUGUGAAACUAAAUCUUGUAUUGCAUUGUAAAAAAAAAAAGUGUAUAUUCUUAGCUCUUUAUACAAAUUUCUCUCUGGAGUGAUCAAGUGUGCUCUGAUUUAAAGAAAUAAAACACCAAGUGCUGUUUUAACUCA